AUGGCUUCCUCACAGCCCUCACACUAUCUCUAUACCCCUUCGGUGGUACUUGCUGGCGUUGUUGCCGGCUUGUAUGGGGUCAGCUUCCUCGUCACCCUGGUCCAGAUUAUUCGCAAGAGGUCAUGGGUAUGGCUCAUUAUGCUUCUAGCUAUCGCAAUGGAGGUGAUUGGGUUUGCGACCCGCGCGGUCUCAGCAAACAAUGUUCAGGAGAAGACUCCCUACGUUGUUCAGUUCGCGCUAGUAAUUCUCGCUCCGGUACUUAUGGCCGGCGUCAUCUAUGUGGUGUUUUCCCGGAUUGUAUUCUGGGCUGUGCCGCCGGAGCAUCGGACGAUGCGCAUGAUUUGGGUUCCUCCUAGAUUCAUCACUCUAAUCUUCGUCGGAUUCGAUAUUAUCUCGCUCCUCCUGCAGCUGUGUGCUGCUGUCCUCAUCGCCGGCACCGACCCGACUGACUCGAAUGCGAAGGAUAAAGUCAAUCUGGGCAAGAACCUUGGCCUCGCUGGUGUUUCGGUACAGCUCUUUGGCUUUGGUCUGUUCUCCGUGGCUGCGGUACGCUUCCAUUUCACCUCGAGGCAGUUGAGCAACGACUACGCCAGCAAGAACGAGACGAGGUGGAAUAUGACCAAACACUACUCAACAUUGCUUUAUGUCGUCAAUGCCUCCUGUCUUCUGAUUCUGAUUCGGUCCAUUUUUCGCAUGAUUGAAUUCGCCCAAGGGAAAUCAGGGACAACACAACAGGCAGAGUGGUACCAAUAUGUCUUCGACACACUUCCUAUCUUCAUCGUGUGUGUCAUAUACAACAUAUGGUUCCCAGGCAGCUACUUGAAGCACUUGGGAUUCCGUCUUCCCAAAGAAGAACGACAGCUUCCAUUAGACAAUGAAUCACUUGGGUCCGGAGAUGUGGGCACAGAACUACAACAGCAGGAACAGAAGUAA
Messenger RNA from Clonostachys rhizophaga, 933 nucleotides. The record is from the annotation of a GenBank genome assembly. Lineage: Eukaryota; Fungi; Ascomycota; Sordariomycetes; Hypocreales; Bionectriaceae.